Molecule: messenger RNA, 825 nt
Organism: Ostrea edulis (European flat oyster)
Lineage: Eukaryota; Metazoa; Mollusca; Bivalvia; Ostreida; Ostreidae
Product: piggyBac transposable element-derived protein 4-like
Exons: 2
Coding region: 1-825 (274 amino acids)
Source: RefSeq, a predicted model, not a curated record
AUGCCCAGGGAUCGAUUUUUACUUAUACUGAGCAACUUACACCUCACAAACAAUGGGUGCGAGAGGACAGGCGGGCUUCGAUCCAUUAUUCAAGCAAAGCCCACAAAGUUUGGAAUCAAGCUUUACCAAGUUUGUGAGGUGAAGUCAGGUUACUGCAUUGGCUUUGAUAUCCAUACCGGCAGUACACCUUGUACACAGUAUGCUGAUGCAAUUGGAGUGAAUGAAGACUGCACUGUAACAACCAGAACAGUGAUGGGGCUACUUACAAGAUGUGGACUUUUAGACAAUGGACAUCAUGUCUACAUGGACAACUAUUACACCUCACCUGAGUUGUUCGGGAAGUUGCUACUGCACAACACCUACGCUUGUGAUACACUCAGAAAAAACAGAAAACAUGUGCCAGAAGCUCUGAAAAGAAACAUUAAGCUGAAACCUUCCCAAGUUAUUUUCCAAAGGAAUGAAGGUGAAGAAAUGCUGGCAGUCAAGUACCACAACAAACGAGAUGUGAAUAUGCUAACUACGAUUCACGAAGCCAACAUGACAGUACUCGAUAAACGCGACAGGACAACGAAUGAGUAUAUUGUGAAGCCGACUUGUAUUGUGGAAUACAUUAGUUUAAUGGGAGGAGUAGACUUGUCUGAUCAGAUGGGCCAAUACAACACUUGCCUGAGAAAGACAACAAAAUGGUAUAAGAAGUUAUUCUUCCAUCUCUUCAACCUAUGUGUUGUCAACGCCUACCUCUUGUACACCAAAUUCAACACUGAUGACAAGAAACUAAGCAGUCAUGACUUCAAGAUGGCUCCUGUUACAGCUUUGAUAAAUUAA